UCUUUUCUCGAGUUUACUGUUUGUUGUAGCGUGUCAAGCUUAAUAUAUUUGUGGAUUUACUGAAUAUUUAAUAACUGUAAAUAAAUGUAAUAAAAGUUAAUUAAAGUGAGUUUCGAACUAAGGAUUUAGAAUACCAACUGCAUUUAAGUUAAAAUGGCUGACGUGUUAGAUAUUGAAAAUUCAGAAGAAUUUGAAGUGGACGAAGAUGGUGAACAGGGUAUUGUCCGUCUGAAGGAAAAGGCGCGCAAACGUAAAGGUCGUGGAUUUGGGUCGGAGGCAGGCGGUGGCGGCUCCGAAAGAGGCAAUAGGGGCAGAUAUGACAGUCUUGCACCAGAAGGUAAUGGGAAUACUCCCGGGCCACAAAGAUCAGUUGAAGGAUGGAUCCUGUUUGUCAGUAAUGUGCAUGAAGAAGCACAGGAAGAAGAUAUUCAGAACCAGUUCUCAGAGUUUGGGGAGAUAAAGAAUAUUCAUUUAAAUCUUGAUAGACGCACGGGAUUCUUGAAAGGCUAUGCCCUAGUCGAGUACGAGACGUACAAACAGGCUGCUAGUGCCAGGGAAGCUCUAGACGGCACAGACAUACUCGGUCAGGCAAUCUCCGUGGACUGGUGUUUUGUUAAAGGACCAACCAAGACUCACAAGAAACGGCGAUAAUAAUUUUUUGCAAUAGUUUAUCACAUCUAAAUGUAUUAAGUACAUACUUUUUGGUAAUUAUUGUCUAUGUAAAUUCUACUAGAUAUAUUUUUAAUCUAUAUUUCAUUUAUUAUCUGUCAAAUAACAAAAAAAUGUCUGGAAUAAUUUAUUAAAAACUGGUGUUAUAAUUUAUAACGCUGGUCAUUAAAGGCUUCAUUCAUAGUUAACAUAGUCUCUACUGAACAUUGUUUAAGCUAGCUGUAUUUGUAUAAUAUAAGAAUUUUUCCACUUAUUA
Messenger RNA from Danaus plexippus (monarch butterfly), 925 nucleotides. RefSeq names its product RNA-binding protein 8A (gene tsu). The transcript has 5 exons. NCBI's taxonomy places the organism in Eukaryota, Metazoa, Arthropoda, Insecta, Lepidoptera, Nymphalidae. Gene Ontology annotation, cellular component: nucleus; exon-exon junction complex; cytoplasm. Gene Ontology annotation, biological process: RNA splicing. The coding region runs from base 154 to 651 and encodes 165 amino acids. Gene Ontology annotation, molecular function: mRNA binding. The record is from RefSeq and is a predicted model, not a curated record.